This is a messenger RNA of Nerophis lumbriciformis (worm pipefish), 1368 nucleotides long. The record is from RefSeq and is a predicted model, not a curated record. Lineage: Eukaryota; Metazoa; Chordata; Actinopteri; Syngnathiformes; Syngnathidae.
AUGUGCAGCCACUUUGUAAAAAGCGUCACGCUAAGGUGUGCCUUUAGAUGUUCCUCACUUAUAUGGCAUCAGACAAGAGGACGCUGCGCUCCUGCAACCAACUUGGAUCAGGGCAGGACAUUGUUGCAACUCUUCGUGGACAGACAUUUUAUCUCACCUGGACAUUCUAAUGUAGAACUCUUUAAUCGUGGGGUUAUUUGCAGUUACGGGCCACUGGGCACCGAGCUCAGGGAGAAUGUACUGCACCAAUGGUGGCGUUCGAUAACUGGAUCAAGAGAGCAGGUGUUUGGGAUAAACACGCCAAGCAGCAGGAACGUGAGUGCGGAUGCAGCAGGGGAGCGGUGGGGUCACCCGAGGGUCUUACAACCUGAAGAUUUCCAGGAAAAUUUGAAGGACACGGAGUUGAGUGGAGAGCAGCUUGCCCACAAUGUCCACAUGUUUCUGCAGAGAGCACCUCUGUUCAGAACCAACCUCAUUCAAGGAGCUUUAGAGCAGUUCGUCCCCUUGUUUGAGUUGGUGAACAGGAAGCUCCCAUUUGGUAUAGCUGAGACAGGAAGAUGUUUCCAACACUCAAAGGAUGGCUCUGGCUGCCCAGAUGAAACCACACAGGCCUCGCUUGUCUGGUUCUGCUCUCCUCGAACCUCUUCACAGUGGUUGGACCACUGGGUUCGACAGCGGCUCAGAUGGUGGAGAAAGUUCUCCCUCGCUCCAUCAGACUUCAGUAGCAGUGAUCUCCCUCAAGAAGAACUUGAGGGGCCAGUGUCACGUGGUGUGCAGAUCUUCUACAAGUUCCCGUGGGGUCAGGAACCUUUGGAGUUUGUGAGCAGCCGAGGAGAUGGAGAACUGUUACAGAUGCACAGAGGGGCUCGUUCCAAACUCCAGAGCCGAGACGGGCGCAAGUCAAUUCCUCACGUACUUUCAAUAACUGGGAACAUCGAUCGUGGUUUGUUGGCCUUUCUGUCCAACUCGCUGCAGCUGCACAAGAGAGAAGACGCCAAACAGAAUCUCCAGCAGAGAAAGGUUCUGAAAUUGCAUCCGUUGUUGGCUCCAGUCAAAGUGGCAAUAGGUAUUGGCAGGGGAGCCACCAUGGAGCUGAGGCAGGUUUGUGAAGGCCUGCUGCAGGAGUUAAAGGAGGCCAAAAUCUCCGCUUGGCCCGGAUAUCUUGAAACAUCACCCACCCCAAUGGAGCAGCUCAACUCUAAGUAUGAUGAAAUGGGCGUGCUUUUCACUGUGGUGAUCAGUGAAAACACGCUGGAGAGCGGCCUUGUCCAGUUGCGCAGCCGAGACACCACCAUCAAGGAGACCAUGCAUAUCUCGGAACUCAGCAACUUCCUCUGCAGAUAUAUUUCUGCUGCAGACAACAUGUAA